AUAUUAGGGCUUGAUGCGUGCAGGGAUACUAUAAUAGGUGAUGAAAUGUCAAGAGGAAUAUCAGGAGGCGAAAAGAAACGUGUUACUACAGGUGAGGUGAUGGUAGGCCAAAAAACAGCCCUCUUCAUGGAUGAGAUAUCGACAGGGUUGGAUAGCUCUACAACAUUUCAAAUAAUCAAAUGUUUGCAACAAAUUGCACAUCUAACAGAUGCCACCAUCCUCAUGUCUCUCCUGCAACCAGCUCCUGAGACAUUUGAACUCUUUGAUGAUAUUAUUGUGUAUCAAGGACCAAGAGAGCAUGUAGUUGAGUUCUUUGAAAGCUGUGGUUUCAAGUGCCCCUUAAGAAAAGGGUUUGCUGAUUUUUUGCAGGAGGUAUCAUUUUACCUGAUGUGUCUGACUUUUACAUUUUUGAAACAGAAAAAAACGAGAA
This is a messenger RNA of Cuscuta epithymum, 430 nucleotides long. NCBI's taxonomy places the organism in Eukaryota, Viridiplantae, Streptophyta, Magnoliopsida, Solanales, Convolvulaceae. The record is from the annotation of a GenBank genome assembly.